Messenger RNA from Amblyraja radiata (thorny skate), 6637 nucleotides. RefSeq names its product coiled-coil domain containing 50a (gene ccdc50a). The coding region runs from base 44 to 1564 and encodes 506 amino acids. The record is from RefSeq and is a predicted model, not a curated record. NCBI's taxonomy places the organism in Eukaryota, Metazoa, Chordata, Chondrichthyes, Rajiformes, Rajidae. Gene Ontology annotation, cellular component: cytoplasm. The transcript is spliced from 12 exons. Gene Ontology annotation, molecular function: ubiquitin protein ligase binding.
AGGGAGGUAGGGCCACGCACGGGAGACGGUCGCGAGCAGCGCCAUGGCGGAGUUCAGCAUCGACCAGAGCAACCUCCCCGCCGUCAACGCAGUGUGUCGUCAGUUUGCAGUUCGCGAAGAUCACAGCCUUGCCCACAAUCUUCAGGAACAAGAGAUUGAGCAUCACUUGGCAUCGAACGUGCAGCGAAACCGCUUGGUUCAGAAUGAUCUGCAGGUGGCCAAGAAGCUACAAGAGGAGGAGAAUAGGAAAGCCCAAAUCCGCCUUCAGAGGCACCAGCGAGAAAUGGAGCACCAUGACAAUCAGAUGGCUCAGGUGAUUCAGGACGAGCUGUCUCUGGAAAAUGAGAAAAGACGGCGCCAGGAGGAAAAGGAUGAGGCAAUUGCACGUAAACUCCAAGAGAAGGAGGAAAAACUACGACGGAAACACCAGCAGGCUGUCGACCGUGAACCAUCGGAGGCUGUCUUUGAGGGAAAUGGAGGCCAUGUGAAAAGUAGGGUGCACAAACCUGAUAGAAGCAGCAGGCUUGCCAGUGGCUGCCACAGGGGCAGAGAUACAGGGGACUCCCUGCUGAGGGGAGCAGUGGGAGGAUCGAGUUCAAAGGUUCAAGCCAAUGACUUGGCCCCUGAGCCAGCAACACGUGGCUCCACUGAGAGGCUGCACUGCCCUGAAGCCGACUGUGAAGACAGUCACCCAGACUCUGGAAGACACAAGGUUGAGGGCUUCAGCCCCAAGAAGGAGCCCCCAAUGAGACCACCUCCUCCAGUCAUAAACCCAAGCUCCAGCUACCACGGCAAGGGCGCUCGACCCAAGGUUGUUGGGCCGAGGGACGGGUCCCACAACUCACCCGAUCGUGGAGCUCACCGCCAGAAGCACAGGGACAGAGCAGGGCGUGACUGUAGCCCAGAAGUGCUUGGGGCGUGUGGCUACAAUGCAGAUGAGCUGAGGGGACGACAGGGAGCGGACGGAGAUGGUGGCAAGAGGAGGAAGGCGCGAUCGCGCUCACGGGACCUGCAGCUAAGCGAAGAGGAAUGCUCAGAACAAGGGCUGAAGCCCAGGAUAGAAUAUGGAGUGAAUGACGCCAUGCAUGGGAUCUCGAGAAUGACCACCAAGGACCUGGAGUGGAAGGAUGCAGAACUGGCACGGAAACUUCAGGAGGAAGAAAUCAGGGCUACUCAAAUUUCGGAGAGAGCAGCUCAGUUGGCACAAGACGAGGAGAUUGCUCGGUUACUGACGGAAGACGAGAAGAAGCAGGUCCACAGGAAAUCCAAGGAGAAGGAUUCUGCACGAAGGGCAGAGGAAGACAGGAGGAAAGGUUCAUCUGACUGGAGGAAGCACGAAGUAGAAAGGAAGGUAACUUGCACUGUGCAUGACACCAGCGAGUAUGUCAAGCCCAGGUGGGACGAGCUGGAGUCACCAACGGUGAAGCCCGAACGGCCAGCCAGGCUUCCUGCCCACCGAGCGGGGUCUGAAGACUUGGACCACAGGCUCAGCUCACAGCGUCCUUCACGUCCUGGCCCUAGGUCUGCAGAGUCCUCACAGAAAGUUUCCUAUUACAGGCAAUGAUUGAGAAAAACCGGCACUUGCAUGAACGAAGGGGAUUCAUAUUUUGAGAGUUUCGUCAAUUUAUAUCCAGUGUGGAUUGGGCCAGCAGAACUGGAGAGAUUGCUUCCCUUCGACUCAUCAAAGUGGAGAGAAAACCAUUGGACUUUGGCAUAGCAGACCUUAAUGAGCCAGUAUACAGUUCCGGUAUUGCUUUGCGGAAUAGAAUCUUCAAAUGUAAUGUGUUUGCACAAAUAACUUGAGGGAACUUCUAAAAUAUUUUGUUUUUAAAUUAACAAUGUUAAGUUGUAUUAACUUUUUGUAUAUUUUUUUGUUUCUAACCAUUUAACUGGGCCUUUCAGUUGAUCUCUGCAGUAUUGUGCUCAUCAAUUGGAAUGGCUUGCAUCAGCACCAAAGAUUGGCUCUCGUGAUGGAAGUCUGAUACUUCUCACUCCUCUUGUCCCUCCAGCUCUGCCUCAUGUUGAUGAGGCCAUCAAAUUCUUGGAUUGGUUUCAUUUGACUGAAUGUUUGAGUAAAUUUAUGACUUGAUAUUGGAGGGAUUAACACAUGAUGUGCUGGUGAGAGUUGGUGCUACUGUUAGGAUUCAAUCAAACAGGCUUCGGAGCACAAAAAUCUUUGCUGCAUUGGAUGUAAUUUGGUCCAUUGUGACCUUUGUUAUGUUACAGUAGAAAUGUUACUGCAUGUGUAAUUAAUUGCCAUAUCUCUGCACUUGCUGCCUCAAGAAAUGCAUAUAAUGUUAUUAUAAUCAACACUUUUGCAUAUCUAUAGCAUGUUUAAAAUCCUGCAGUUAAUACUCUUCCCAUCAACAUUGACCCAUUAUAAAUUUCUGUGUCCACAUCUAAAUUUGAAAUUGCCCGCUUAUUCUUGCUGUCAUUGUGGUUCCUAGAGUUGUAGAAGCUGCAGUCUCAGUGGCAAUGGUCUGGUGCAAGUUUGUAAUGUGGCCAUAUUAUUUUAUAAUCACUGCAUAUAAAGGAUCAAAGGAGCUGAUUUUCCAGCCUGAAGACUGCUGGUUGAGUCUACCUGGCUGCAUUCUAAGGGAAGGAUGUAUGAACAGAUUUUGAUUGUGGAUUAGCAAAGACAUCCAAUGGUGUUCUACUGUGUGACUAAUUGGCUCGUUGGAAGAAUGCUUUAUUUGAAAUGCGUUAGGAUCUGCACGACUGGGUUCCUGCCAUGGCCGGUGGCAACUACACAUCAGUCCCCACCUGCACAUUCAGUGGGUGAGACUCCUUCCCCUCGACAGGGCCGUUUCCCAAUCCCAUUUCCAUUGUUGGAUGAGCAGCUCCUCAAGAAAUGCAUAUCAUGCUACUUCACUCUUCCCUCUUGGGUAAUGAAGGACGGGAUGUUCCUCAGUGUGUGGAACAGUCAUGGACGGUGUCCAUUUCCACCCAACCUGAGUCUCCAGGGUAAAUGGGACCAGCCUACUGUCUCCAUGCAGUGAGGGACAAACCACAGGCUCUGUUCAGUUGUUACCUGGGAAAACUUUUGUUCUAAAUAUAGGAUCUGCACAAACUGGUAAUGUUUCAGAGGAAGCCACAGGGCCGCAUCUUCCUCCAGAGAUGCUGCCUGAACCGCUGAGUUAAUCCAGCACUUUGUGUGCUACACAUAUCAGGGGAAAGCAGACUUAAUCCUAACCACCGUCCUGCUGUCCACAAAUUGUCACAAGCCCACCCUUCACCACAGUUAAAAAUGGCUCUCAAACCCAUUAUGAAUCGAAUGACCUUUGCAUAGAUGUGUAGGAAAUAGUUGCGACAUAAUAUGCGACUUUUGUAUGUUCUCUCAGGACCCCACGUGUCCCUGUGAAUGAAGGUGCUGCCUGUCCAGGCAGUGCUGCAUGCUGCAUGUGUGUUUGUGAAGCCAAUGUAAGUCACUGAUGCAUGUUGUGUUGAGGCUGCGUGGUGUAUGUUCGGCAGCUGGUGUGAGCAGAGGCUAUGAGCUCAGGCCGUUCACCUCAGGCACUGACCAGAGUCACUCGCAGUGCUAUGCAAAUCCUUUAGAGACAUGAAACAGCAGAUGGAAUCGUAAGCAACAGGGCAGCCCAGUGGCACAGCUGGUAAAGCUGCCUCCUCACAUCGCCAGAGACCUGGGUUCGAUCCUGACCUCACGUGCGGUCUGUGUGUGGAGUUUGCACGUUCUUCCUGUGAACGUGUGGGUUUCCUCCUGGCGCUCCGGAUUCCUCCUACAUCCCAAAGACGUGCAGCUUUGUAGAUUAAUUGAUUCCCUGUAAAUUGCCCACGGUGUGUAGGGAAUUAAUGUGAAAGUGGGAUAUCGUAGAAGUAUACCCGUGAUUGAUGGUCAGCGUGGACUUGGUGGGCGAAAAACCUUUUUCCAUGCUGUAGCUAUCGAUCAAAAUAUGAAGUGUUGGAGAAACUUGGCAGGUCAGGCAGUAUCUGUGGAAGGAAAUGGGCCUUUAGCCUUUGUCACUUACUCCACCCAUCUGCCAAUCACCACCCCGCUCACCUAUACCCACCUAUCACUUGCCAGGCUUUGUUUCCCACCUCUUUCUUCCAAUUUUCUCCCCCCUACUCCAUCAGUCUGAAGAAGGGUUCCGAUUCAGAACAUCAUCUGUCCAUGCCCACCACAGAUCCUGCCAGACCCGCUGAGUACCUCCAGCACUUUGCAUUUUGCAAAUCUUUUAAUCCAAUCACCCAUGGAAAGCUCGAAGGCUAAACAUGGUAGGAAAACGAGGCACACUUUUCAUGGUACACAGUCUCCAGAUUUAGUUAGCGCCCAGCGUUUCCCUGGGAAAGGGGGAUCCAGUGGGAUAGGAGCCUGCAUUACAGCCACAUUGACGCAGGUACGCGAUCCUGCUAGUUCACUCUGAUCUUCAGGGAAGUUCUGCUCCAUCUUAGAAACAAAGUUAAUUGGAUCCCAAUAUGAACAAUUAACGAUCAAAUGGAUUUAACUGUUCCUGUGUUUCUGUGUGCCCACCCAGUCGGGAGAGACCAAAUUACAUCAAACUGCUCAGAGACUUUCACUCACUUUGGUGCUCAGGCUCUCAUGUGCUCUCGUUACCACCAUGCUGUCCUGUCGAGAUCAGUCAUUGCGUGUCUCUCUUUCUGUGUCCGUCUCUCUUUGUCCGUCUCUCCCUCUCUGCUCUCUUUCUCUGUCUCUCCCUCUCUGUCUGGCUCUCUCUAGAUAGAGAAUAUGUCUGUCACUCUCUCUCUGUGACUGUCUCAGUAUCUGUUUGUCUGUCCCUAUCUCUAUCUGUCUGUCGCUCCCCCCCCCCCCCUCUCUGUCUCCCCUCACAGUCCUGCCUCAAAGCCUGCUGCUCAACGCUUUAUUUUUGAUCCCGUUUCACAUGUUGCUCUGAAUAGGAUUGGAUGUCAGUGUAGCCUCUUGUAUGCCCUUUAUGUCAGGGAGUAAGUCGGUGGCGAAUGCACCAGCAACCCAGAGGCAUGAGUGGAAUUUAAAUUAUGUAAAUCCUCUUGGAUUUCAAAGAGAUGCUGGUUAUUGGUUAAAAUGCCGCCUUGUCAUAAUGUCACAUUGGUCCGCCACCCUUAACCAGAUCUGGCCAGCUGCACACACACAACUGCUGUAUUAGAGCAGAGGAAGAGAGAGUUGGAGGAACACCCAGCAUUUUCUCAGGCAACUCCUCAGGUGCUCCCGAACUGCCCCAUUCCUGAGCUGUCACUAUCACCAGUCCCGAGGUGAGCUGAGAUAUUGUCAGGUUAAUCAUUAAACUUCAGUGCCCAGCGCAGCAAGGUGACUUCAGAAGGCCGUUGGGAACCAGCCGUGGAACUGGGCCACACAUGGGAGGAGGGUAGAUGGGAACAGCGGGCUCCCGCCCCAAAAGGCAUCUGUGAAGCUUCUGUGACAAUCUGACCAGGCACUCUUCCCAAGGCCCGCCGUUUGCUUCAAGCUGCUCUCAAGUUUCAAGUUGGGCCUUGCACCAAUGCUGGUGCUCGCUGACUGGUUGGGACCGUCCCUGCACAUGCCCUGCCCUGCCCACACCCUCGAUGUCAAGCUCCUCACCAACCCCCAGACUUUCCCACCCACCAAGGCUCCAUCACGGUGCACAGUAACCACGCCCCCUUCCUGCACCCAAAACUCCCAAACACAUCGUCGACUUCCCCAUCCAAAGGAGCUCUCCUGUUGGUUCUGUGCUCAGAGCUGGGACCCAGGUAGGUAAUUUGGGAUUUUGCAGGUUUAAUUAUUCUCCGGUUGGAUUUUCAAUCUCUCGUUUCAAUGCACGACCCACAUACAACUUGAGAUUUCACUUCCAUCACCUCCAGGCUGAGUAUGAUGCAAAGUAAAUCAUUCUUCAAAGGGUAAAUUCAUCGUGAAGAAGCAAUUUUGUCUGCUUUUGCAGGGGAGGUAUGUUGUGCCUCUGGUAUUUGUAAUUCAUUCAGGACACCUGUGAUAGGACUCAUCAGAGCAGCUUUCACUUUCUACCCACGAGUAGUGCUUCGCUUGCACUCUCCUCCUGAGAAUGGCUUGUGUCCUAAAGAGGCACGGCUGUGGUGAGGCCACAUCGCUGGCUCCUGUCUAGGCUUGUGGCUCAGGAAAAUUAAAGCCAAAGACUGGGGUCAAAUGUAGUCUCAUAGUUUCAUUCUUCAGAUUGAGAAUCCUAGACAUGCAUCAACAUCAGGAAGUAGAAUAACUAGGGUUUGUUGAUGCCAUGUUUUAAGCUUUGAGGCUUAGUAAGUGGUGGGAGUUGAGGGGGGGCAGGGAGUGGUGAAGUGAUGCGAAGGUGCAGUUAGAUUGGAGCCUCCGGCCAGUGUACUCCAGUAGUGUUUGAAUGCUCUCUUUGCUCAAUGUCACUGUCUGACCUCUGCUCCUUCCAGCUGAUUUAACACACACAUACACACAUAUAUAUCUAUAUAUAUUCUAGAUAUGACCAAAUAUUAUUGUCAAUAGCAGCAUUUAUUUGCCAAAUUAUUACUUUGUGCUGUUCUGAGCACACUUCAUCACAAGCUCUGAUCUAUGUUUAUUAACUAUAUUACCACGUUACCGAUUGCUAACAAACUGCUUCUGUUAAUGGGAUUCAGAUUAUUUUUGUACAUCUUUUUAAUUGUUUGAUAUUGUCAACAACACUUGUGUGUUUUUCUGACAAUAAACUCAUGAAAUGCUGCUUGA